GUCAGAGCCUAUUCCAGGCGCUAAACUUAGUCUGUCUUGUGGGGGAGCGGUCAAUUUUGGCAAUUCAAGAUAUUUUUCUUGACAAGCUUCAAUCUUCUGAGAUGCGACGUUCUCGAAAAAAGGGCGGGUCAGCGACUUUUCGUGAUAUUUGCGAAAGGAAAAUACGUUCGCCGAUAGCGCAGUAACCCAAAUUGACGAGACUAAUCCGAGUCCAAAAUACCACUGUCGCCCAACUCGGCGCGUUUCCAUUGCAUGUUAUCGGUGGAUUGAUGAUGCCGUAGUUAAGCUCGGUCCAGGACAAAACAAGAAAAAUGGUGAAGCGCAAGUCUUACGGGGGCGAAGGCGGACAUUCAGGGAAGAAACAAAAGACUGCUCACAUACAUGAACCGCCAACUUCCGAAGAGGUCUAUAACGGAAGACAGCUUCGUCAGCUGCUGUCUUUCCAGCAAGACCUUCGACAAGCUCGACAUGGCCUCCAGUCCUUUAAGAACCUCCUCGAUAGUAUCGUCAACGGCGAAGACACCGAUUCCGAGAAACAGCAAAUAUUACUCGAAUUUCUAGAAUCGGUAAAGCCUAGAGAAAGGGAGGAUGAAGUCCCGGUGUACCUACCUGAUAUAAUGGAGACAUGGGGCAUGGCUGUCCAGUUGAAUAAUGAGAAUGUCAUGUCUGCCGUUGCUGUCGUACUCGCGCUUCUUCUCAAAAUCUUAUCUGGGAACGUAGACCAUGUCUCGUACGGCUUGGGAAUAUGCCGAACCCUACUCCAAAAAAGACAGCAAGAACUCAUCGCCAAAAAUCUUUCAGCCGACAAUGGCAAAGAUUUUAUAAUAUCGCCCACGUUAAGGCUUCUCAGGGAAGCCGUGAGCUUAGAUGGUGGUGCCCUUGCGGCGCCAAUUUUCAGAGCCAGAAACAAUACAUUCAAAUCACUUGCUAGGAAUAUGGGACUUCGAUAUUUGGGAGAAGGCGUGGAAGACCCUAAACGACCGUCCGUUAGAACUAAUGCGAUUCACUUUCUACUGAGCAGCCUGAAGCUGCUCCAUGUCGAAGCGAAGCGGGACCUGUUAUCACAGAAGGACAUUGUCGCCGCUCUCAUGAGACAUAUCAGAAAGGAUCCUCCCUCGUUGAUCUACGAAAUACUAAAUACUCUAAGAUCAUCCGUCAUCCUGGACAAAAAGCUACCAAAGGAGAUCAAGAUUAGGAUCCUAAAUGCUUACUCACUUAUCAGGAUAGCAGAACUUUAUGGAUACCCCGAAGAUACUACAGAGCACGAGAACGAAUUGGACGGUGAACGACCGUCAGUUGAAGAUUCGGCCCAUGCGUUUUUACUCGCUGCUUGUACCGAUUCCGAUGCUGGUAUCCGUCGGUUAGAACACGGUUAUUAUCCCGAUGGUGUAGAUCCUAAUGCCACACCGUCAAGUGUCAAUGACGAUCAGCCUGUGGACUUCGGCAUCGAUAGUAUCCCUUGGAUGAGCAAAUUUGAAAACGAUGUACCUGUGCGUAACACAUUACUGGCGGAAUUCAUCCAGACAUUGCGGCCGUGGUCUAGCACAAAGCAGAAUGACCUCCUGGUAGCAAUUUUCGAGAAAUCGCCGGAAUUAAUCGCCCAUUAUUUCUGCCAUCGGAAAUCAUUCACAUUCGAUCCAAAGCUCACCGCGACAUGGAUUGGAUAUGCUGCACUGUUAUACAAUACUGUUCAACUCCCAAUUCCGUCAUGGUUUGGACAUGCCAAGGGUUAUGCAACAGUUCCGCCUCCUACUUCUGUAGUGCUUGGAAACAUAAUCCCGCUACCCAUGACGCAGAAAGCGAUCACACGAUGUUUCUCAAUUCAAUCUAAACUUACUUCUUUUUAUGUCAUUCGCCUCUUAACUCUGUCGAUACAAAAACUAGGGCGAGCUCUAGAGAUGUACCGAGAAGCGUCAUCGUCAUCCGAAUCUCUCUGGGAAGAAGCGUCUCGUCGACUUCUUGAUGAGUUUUACCAAAGGAUACCCGAUAUGAAGGAUGUCAUCAAAUGCUAUUUAGCAAUGGAUCAAAAUGAUCUACUUCAACGACAAGCUGCGAGUCAUCUACUGUUACUUUAUUACGAAAUAAUUCCCCAGUUCGCAUUGAAGGCUAAAUUUGAUGUCUCGCCAAUACUUCUGUCUAUGAUUAAAAAGGUCGAAACUUCCGAAGCAACGGGAGAAGAUAUGGUUAUGUCUUUGUUAGAACUCGAGAACUUGUGUGCAGUUGCGAAAUACUCCCCAAGCAUGCGGUGGUUCGCUCGAGCUUCCAAUAUGUCUCACUCUCCCUUUACGACUCUCCUAAGGCUGUCAGUCGAGAAGACAACUGGGCUAUCUAAUGAAAGUUUAGGAAAUGUUUUAUAUUGGGUAGCUAGCGAGCAUCAGUUGGUUGAGAGCAGGUCAAAUUUCCAGGGCCUGUAUCCCCUGAUAGCAGCAUUAAGAAGUCUCGAAAAUGUCGAUUCAGCGAUCUGGACAUUCCUAGACAACUGUGCUGAGCGCUGUGCUAGGACACCAGUCAAAUACCUUGAAAUGAUCGAAGAGCAGCUUGAGAAAGCUAAGGUCACGGAAGACAAGGACAUUAUCACUUGUCCUCUCAUGAUGACAAUUACAGAGCAACUCCCAUACUUAAUAUCGUCGCCGCCUAGCAAAGCCAUACUUAAAUCAUUGGUUCAGCUGCUUUCAGAAUUUCUUGGCCAUUCACUUGCCGCCGGUGUGAAUAAACGAUUCCUGAAGGCCACUAAGGAACUUUUGGCCGCUAGUCUUGGCGACCAGAAGAAAGUUGGAGCGAAGCUGCGCAUCCUAGAGAGGGAAAAGUCUACACCCGAAACACAAGACGACUCUCACCAAAAUGGUGCCGCAGUUAUUAAUGGGCUGGUGAAUGGUGUUGUCAAUGGGGCGGACGACGAUUCAAACCAUGAACUUAGCCCGCAGGACCUGGAACAAAGGCUUUCGGUUCCUAUCGCAGUGGCCAAGGAUAGUUCCUUAUCGAGAUGGGCAUCAAAAACAUCCGAAGAACUCGUAGAGGAGGGAUAUGCGGCGUCAUUAAUACGCUUGCUUUCCUCUGAGCAUACUAGUAUUCGGAAAGAAGCUCUGACUAAUAUCAUUAAGGUGGCUGCGAAGGUUAAGGAUUCGACAUAUGAAAAUAGUGAGCAAGUGUGGCUCUUACUUAUGGAACUUGCGGAAUCGGCUCGUGGUUCGAUCGCUGAUAGUCCUCUGCCGAGCGUAAUCGUCACCUUCGCUUGCAAAGCUCUCGAAGUCCUAAGCAACCCUCUACAUUGUCUCUACGAGAAGGUCAAUCUGUUCCUUACUAGCGGACCAGUGUGGUCUCUAGAUAGGAUACCUCUUCUACAAAGCAUUCUCCAGGAGGGCCCAACCGAAGAUGGCGCAUUCUACUCCGAAGUCAGCUGGCUUUUAGGCUUUCUCCUCGACAGCUUACAAACACCUGCGGAUGUCGCGUUAUUCCACCAACGCAAAGUCUUCGAAAGGUUGUUUGCCUUGACCUGCAAUCCCUUCAUGGGUCCUAAUCUCAGGACCCAAAUUCUGCGGAUUGUCUAUAGAACGACAACAAUCGAAGGGGGAAGCGAUACCCUGAUCACAAGGUUCGGGGCCGUGAGCUGGGUAUUAGCGCAGAGGGAUGCCACUAUGGACGCUGACGAACGUGCAAUAUACCAGGCGUUGUUGGGGAGAUUAUGGGAUACAUGUGACCAAAAACGUAUUUCGGAGUGGAGUAAGGGCGGCGUUGAGAGGCUCGUAACAUAGGCAGUGAUAGUGUGUACCAAGCCUUUCCUGAAUAUUCAACAGCAUGAUUUGCCUAGCUGCUGUUUAUAAGUUUCGACUUGUGGUUUGCAUAUAAAUGAACGGUUACAUAAUGAAGGCCUGCUGUCACGUUUCUACGCACGUGAAAUAAAGGCCUCAGGCCGCUUA
Messenger RNA from Annulohypoxylon truncatum, 3917 nucleotides. Its product is annotated as ribosome 60S biogenesis N-terminal-domain-containing protein. The transcript is spliced from 2 exons. Gene Ontology annotation, biological process: maturation of LSU-rRNA from tricistronic rRNA transcript (SSU-rRNA, 5.8S rRNA, LSU-rRNA); maturation of 5.8S rRNA from tricistronic rRNA transcript (SSU-rRNA, 5.8S rRNA, LSU-rRNA). Gene Ontology annotation, cellular component: nucleolus. The coding region runs from base 312 to 3752 and encodes 1146 amino acids. The record is from RefSeq and is a predicted model, not a curated record. Lineage: Eukaryota; Fungi; Ascomycota; Sordariomycetes; Xylariales; Hypoxylaceae.